AUGGGAUGUGGAAGUUCAAAAAUCUCUACAGGAGAUGUUCUUGCUUUAGGGGCUAUCCAGAUUAUGAUUGGCACCUUUCAUGUUUUCUUGUGGUAUUUCAUAUUGAUUUUAUAUAUGGGACAAAUUAAAGGAGUCUUUGGAACAUAUGAACCUAUAACUUAUAAAACAGGAAGUGCUUUAUGGGGAAUUUUUUUUAUCCUUGCAGGAGCCUUGACAAUAAGAUCGGUACGGCAUCCAUCUCGAACUGUGUUUAUAUGCACUUUAGCUAUGAACAUCCUCUGCAUGAUUCUUGCAAUUGCUGCAGCAAUUCUGACGGUGGUUGAGUUGUGUACUUUUAAAUCAGUGUCAUAUAGGAAUUAUGGACAAGCAAAACUGGGGAGGGAAGUUUCACGUAUCUUAUUGGUCUCCUACCCCUUGGAAUUUGCUAUUGCACUUACAUACUCAAUCUGCAUUUGUUCAUCUUUGAGUUUCCAAGCCACGCUGCCCCUGGUCUUCACGCGCUCUCCUCGCGCAGCGCCCUGCAGCAGCGCUCUUGGCCAUAACUGUGGCGUUGGGACAGCGCGAGAGGCAAUGAGCGCCACACGAAGGCCGGGCACCCCCUGGGCAGAUGCUGCCUCCAGAAACCCCAGACCUGGAAGAUCUGUAACCAAAGGCAACACCAACAAGAUCACACCCUCCUGA
Messenger RNA from Castor canadensis (American beaver), 681 nucleotides. NCBI's taxonomy places the organism in Eukaryota, Metazoa, Chordata, Mammalia, Rodentia, Castoridae. The record is from RefSeq and is a predicted model, not a curated record.